GUACACCAGAAAGCCUGGCAGAAAAAGAGCGACAGCUCUCUACUAUGAUCACCCAGCUGAUCAGCUUACGGGAGCAGCUCCUGGCUGCCCAUGAUGAACAGAAAAAGCUGGCAGCCUCACAAAUUGAAAAACAACGGCAGCAAAUGGACCUUGCUCGCCAACAGCAAGAACAGAUUGCAAGACAACAGCAGCAACUUCUGCAACAGCAGCACAAAAUCAAUCUACUGCAGCAGCAAAUUCAGGUUCAGGGUCACAUGCCUCCGCUUAUGAUCCCAAUUUUUCCACACGACCAGCGGACACUGGCAGCGGCUGCUGCAGCCCAGCAGGGAUUCCUCUUCCCCCCAGGAAUAACUUACAAGCCAGGUGAUAACUACCCUGUGCAGUUCAUUCCAUCAACAAUGGCAGCUGCUGCUGCUUCUGGACUCAGCCCUUUACAGCUCCAG
Molecule: messenger RNA, 443 nt
Organism: Leptosomus discolor (cuckoo roller)
Lineage: Eukaryota; Metazoa; Chordata; Aves; Leptosomiformes; Leptosomidae
Source: RefSeq, a predicted model, not a curated record